Phragmites australis (common reed) is the source of this 666-nucleotide messenger RNA. Its product is annotated as kinesin-like protein KIN-14P. The transcript has 4 exons. The record is from RefSeq and is a predicted model, not a curated record. Bases 1 to 642 code for a protein of 213 amino acids. NCBI's taxonomy places the organism in Eukaryota, Viridiplantae, Streptophyta, Magnoliopsida, Poales, Poaceae.
AUGAAAGAGGACUCUGUCUCUGAGUCUAAUGGUUUCACAGCUACUUUCUUCAAGGUUUUCUGGGAUUGGGUCAAGGAUGUCAUCUUUGACAUGUUCAAAGUUUUUUCAUGCUGGAAGGCAGGAUCUAAGAAGACUCAACUAUGGGAUUAUAACCUGGUUCUAAGAAAUACAGCAAUAAGAAGGUAUGAAGCAGCCAACUGGUUGCGACGGAUAGUUGGGGUAGUGUGUGCGAAGGACCUUGCAGAAGAGCCUUCUGAGGAGGAAUUCCGGCUUGGCCUGAGGAAUGGCAUUAUUCUCUGCAAUGCACUCAAUAAGGUUCAACCUGGCACGGUGCCCAAGGGUGGACAAGGUGUUCCAGUUGUAGACUGUGUUCUUGCUCUGAAGUCAUUUAGUGAAGCUAAGCAAGUGGGAAGACAAUCUGUAUCCUUCAAAUAUGGUGGCAUUGUAAAGCCUUUGUCUGGAAAGUACUUCAUUCGCAAGAAUACUGAACCUUUUACGAAGGCGAUGAUGAGGAGUCACUCAGCUGAGUUACUCCGAGAUGGCAUAUCACUGGAGCAAAUAGGUCUUGAUUUUUCUCGAGACCACCGAAACAACUACUUCAGACUCCAUCCGAAUGCUUGUGCAAACAAUUCUCUCAGAUAAGAAACCAGAAGAAGUUCCAUCGGU